Molecule: messenger RNA, 366 nt
Organism: Ostertagia ostertagi
Lineage: Eukaryota; Metazoa; Nematoda; Chromadorea; Rhabditida; Trichostrongylidae
Source: the annotation of a GenBank genome assembly
AUGAAUGAACAAAACACACAAAAGGAAGCGAAGCUGAAGUUCUUCCCAGAUGUGCGGCCGGACAAAACUGUUCCCAAGUCACUGCUGGCUGUGUUCCGGAUUCUGCAAGCUGUUCGAAACUCCUCUAAUCCGAUUGUUGUUCACUGCUCGGCUGGUAUCGGCCGAACGGGCUCUAUGGUGGCUAUAGAAAUGUGCCUGCAAACGCUAUUAGCAGGGAAAACCCUCAAUUUACUGGAGGUUUGUAGAAAGCUACGUGAUCAACGAAUGCACAGCGUUCAAGUGGAGGUUCAGUACGUAUAUAUAGCGGAGGCAAUUUGCGAGUACGGAAGAGCAAUGGGUUACUUGAAUCAGCCGGAGCUACUGAAC